This is a messenger RNA of Gaeumannomyces tritici R3-111a-1, 2415 nucleotides long. Its product is annotated as zinc finger protein ZPR1. Lineage: Eukaryota; Fungi; Ascomycota; Sordariomycetes; Magnaporthales; Magnaporthaceae. Bases 209 to 1837 code for a protein of 542 amino acids. Gene Ontology annotation, cellular component: nucleus; cytoplasm. Gene Ontology annotation, molecular function: zinc ion binding. The transcript is spliced from 2 exons. The record is from RefSeq and is a predicted model, not a curated record.
CAUGGCGGCCCCUAAUAUGCUCCACUAAAAAGUUGGCGGCGGCCUUACUUACCCCUCCAAAAUUUUCGUUGCCCCUCCGAUUUCCAAAGCCGCCUCCUUUUGAGAGCCAUGAUUAUCAUCCGUUUUGCGCCGUCACAAAUCCUGUUAAUUUUUCAGCUUGCCCCGACGAUACAAGGAUACCAGGAAACGCGCAGAGACAAACUCUCUCAUGGACACUAAUUCGCGCACACAUCACUCCAACACAACAACCACCAUGUCUCCCGCGGAGGAGGCCAAGCCGGUGGGCACCGUGACAGCGGCUCCCGACCUCUUCGGAUCCAUCGGUGCUCAGGUCGACCGAGUUGCCGGCGCCACCGAGAACCAGGCGGAGGCCGACGACGAUGUGCAGCCUGUCGAGCAGAUCGAGUCUCUUUGCAUGAACUGCGAGCAAAAUGGCACAACACGACUGCUACUUACGCGCAUCCCCUAUUUCCGCGAGAUCAUCAUCAUGUCCUUCCACUGCGAUCACUGUGGCUUCUCCAACAACGAGAUCCAGGCCGCCGGCUCUGUGCAGCCGCGCGGCUCCCACAUCGAGCUGCGCCUGACGUCCAUGGCCGACUUCUCGCGCCAGGUCGUCAAGGCCGACACAGCCACAGUCAAGUUCAUCGAGCUCGACCUGGAGAUCCCGUCGGGCCGGGGCCAGAUGACCAACGUCGAGGGGCUGCUCUCGGGCGUCGUCGACGACCUCGAGUCCAGCCAGGAGCAGCGCCGGGCCGCCCAGCCCGAGGUGGCCGAGAAGGUGGCCGAGGUUAUCGACAAGGGCCGUGCCAUGCUCGCAGGCGACUCCUUCCCCUUCCGCCUCUACGUCGACGACCCGGCCGGCAACUCGUGGAUCCAGCCCGACAUGCGCGACGGCGUCGGCAAGUGGGAGAGGCGCGACUUUGUGCGCACCAAGGAGCAGAACGAGGCGCUCGGCCUGACGGACACGGACGGCCAGAUGACAUCGGGACACGACGGCGUCAUCCCGGUGGGCGGGCAGGGCCGGCUCGACGAGGGCGACAACAUCAUCCCGGACGAGGUCUACAGCUUCCCGGCCAGCUGCCCGGGUUGCCAGCACCCCUGCGUCACGCACAUGAAGAUGGUGGACAUACCGCACUUCAAGCAGGUCGUGCUCAUGAGCACCGCCUGCGACCGCUGCGGCUACCGCUCCAACGACAUCAAGACGGGCGGCGCCGUGCCCGAGAAGGGCCGCAGGCUGACGCUGCUCGUCAAGGGCACCGUCGACCUGGCGCGUGAUAUUCUAAAGUCGGAGAGCUGCGCGCUCGAGUGCCCGGACCUGAGCCUGUCGGUCAACCCGGGCACGCUCGGCGGCCGCUUCACGACGGUCGAGGGCCUGCUCACGCAGGUGCGCAACGACCUCAAGUCCCAGAUCUUCGAGGCCGACGCGACCCCCAAGCCGGGGAACGCCGACGGCCACGUCUCCAUGGAGGGCGGCGACUCGCUCGCGCCCGAGGAGCGCACGAGGUGGCGGGCCUUCUUCGCCGAGCUCGACCGCGCCAUCGCGGGCGAGCGCGAGUUCUCGGUCGUGCUGACGGACCCGCUCGCCAGCAGCUACGUCCAGAGCCUGGCCGACGACCCCGGCCAGCCCGACGGCCAGAUGACGGUCGAGGACUACGACCGCACCGAGGAGGAGGAGGAGGAGCUGGGCCUGCGCGACAUGAAGACGGAGGGCUACGAGGAGGACGCCGCAAAGGAGGAGGCGGAGCGCAAGAAGGCGGCGGCUGCGGCGGCUGAGGCCGAGGCUGGCGCCGGCGACCAGGCACAAGCUGCCGGUGAGGGUGCUGCGGCCGGUAGCUAGGGACGCAUACUGGCUGCCAAAAUCAAAAUAACGUUCAAAAAAAAUACUAAAAAAAGAAAAAGAAAUAGAGAACAGCAAACAUGAAAAGAGGCAUCAGAGCGAUCUAAAAUGUGCCCAACACCUUGGAGUCUAUGAGUGGAUGCGCCAUAACCUUUGGGACCUGCAAGACUGCCAUCCUUCUUGCGAUGGGCGUGAUAGCUACUCUUGAUAUUGCACCUCGAUCGCCAAGUUGACUUCAUCUAGCUCCGGACACAAAGUUGAAGUAAAAUUGUUAGUGCUAUAUAAUCUUUCCUAUGUGAGCUUUCCCAUGUGAGAUUUCCGAUGUGGCUUUCCUAUGGGUUUCCUAUGUGAGAUUUCCUAUGAGCUUUCUUUUUCUUUCUUUUUAUCAUUUCUAUUCCCAUUCCUAAACGCAACUAUCCACCGCAUUAUCAAUUCUAAUCCCCGUAACUUGUACUAGCAGCAUUUUAUUAUUUGUGUCGGUGCCGUCUUUUUUGUGGUGGGCGUGGCUAGGUAGGUACCUAUCUAGGUAUAUAAACAAGACACGGAUGCCAUGAAAACAGGGGCCAUGCGGAGCGAUA